AUGACGCCUCUCGCGGCGCUCCUCGGAUCGCCGCAAACCGCGGGGAUCGCGCUCUCGGGUCCCGACGCGUCGCCUCCCCCCAUGCUGCUCCCCUCCCCGCCCGUUUCCCCCGUCGGGAACAGCUGCGCGGGGGACGGGGAAGCCUCCGCGUUUCUCCCCGCCGACUCCGCCGCCUCCGCGCCGGGCGGGGCGGGAAGAAGGGCUCCCCGGCGCGCGGGGUCGUGGCGAGUUUCUGAGAGCGCGGGGCGGGCGGAAGGGGUGGGCGGAAGCGGAGGGGACUCCCCGCACGGGGUGGCGGAAGGGGAAGCGGGGGAAGCGGGAGGGGCGGGGGAGGGGGGGUGCUUUUACGAGUCGGUGCGCGUGCCGCGCGACGUGGUGCGCGUGUGGCAGGACUGCUGGCGUGGCGCGUGGCAGGCUGACGUGGAGAUCCGAUCCGCCGUGGAUGGCGGGCUGGUGCUGGCGCAGGGCGCCGUGCUGGCGGCCCACUCUCAGGGUCUCGAGCGCAUGCUGGCAGGCGCCAUGCUGCAGCAGGCGCGCCCCCCGUGGGUGAUCGUGCUGAGAGGAGUGCCCGUGGAGGCCAUCAGAGGCGUCGUUCAGGCGCUAUACUGCGGCACCAUGGAUGAUGCACUCAUGGAUCGACACAUCUACCAUCUCCUCCUCCUCGCGCACUCCCUCCCCAUCCCCCUUCUCAAGUCCCUCUGCCUAGAAGCCCUGCGCUCGCGCCUCCUCUCCCCCGCCAACGCCGUCGACACGCUUGUCCUCGCGCGAUUGGUCGGCUCGCGCGCGCUGCAGGCGCUGACUCAGCAGUACAUCGUGCGGCACCACGCUGAUGUGGCGCUGACGGACGCGUGGGCCAUGCUGAGUCAGGAGUACCCAGACGUUAAAGCGAUGAUUGUGCAGAUGGUGGAAGCGAGGAAGAAACGCGACACUGGCUUGCACGGGGACGAGGUGUGGGCGAGGCAGCAGGUGCAGCAGGCAGUGAGGGCCCUCGAGCACAUCUGCAACGACGGUAGCUGUGCCUCCUCCUCCUCUGCUCCUGCCUCUGUCUCCUCUCCUCCUCCCGCUGCUCCUCAUUCUGCUGCUCCUCAUUCUGCUGCUCCUGCAACUGCUUCCCCCUGUGAUUCUACCUCUGUGCCCCCUUCUGGCACCUCCUCUGCGUCUGCUGUGGAGGGUGAGGGGGUCAGGGCCGGGACAGGGGUUGGGGGGGAUGGGGGAGAGGAAGGGGGAGGAGGAGGAGGAGGAGCGGAGGGGGCGGAAGGGGCGGAAGGGGAGGAAGCAGAGGGGCCAAAUCCCGAUGGCACUGCUGCCGCUGCUGCUGCGGCAGAUACGACUGCUACGAAUUCUCAGAAUCAACCAGGCAAAACGGGUCUAACAAGUCAAUCGGGCCAAUCGGGACCAAGCACUCUCUCCCCUACUACCACCCUCGCACCUACCCUCUCCUCCCUCUCCUCCUCCUCCCACUACCUCGGCGGCAGCGGCACUCUCUCCACCCUCUCCUCCUCCUCCUCCCUCCUCUCCGUCCGCCCCAUGUCCCCCCCCACACCCGCCACCUCUGCUGCCCCCCCCACCCCUUGCGGCCUCCCCAAGUGCCGUCCGGUUGAGGGGCUGAUUCGGCACUUUGCUAAGUGCGGUGUGAAGGUGUCGGGAGGGUGUGGGAGCUGCAAAGUGGUGUGGCAGCUGUUGGAGCAGCACUCGGGCGCGUGUGAAAAGCAGAAAGGAUGCCGCGUCCCUCUGUGCAGGCAAUUCAAGAGCAAGCAGCAGCAGGAGCAGGGCAGUGGGGGGCCUGCUGCGGGCAAGGAGAAGCUGAGUGCAGCAGAGCAUGCAGAGCAAGUCACAGCACUGGCCAAGGCUCUCUUGGCCUUAGAGGAUGCCAAGUCGUUUUAA
Molecule: messenger RNA, 1884 nt
Organism: Closterium sp. Naga37s-1
Lineage: Eukaryota; Viridiplantae; Streptophyta; Zygnematophyceae; Desmidiales; Closteriaceae
Source: the annotation of a GenBank genome assembly